UCGUCCUGGUGGGACGGCCGUGCUACCCUGCUCGGCUUACAGUCUCCGGUGCACUCCUGUUAUUGUGUGUAUGCGAGAGAGAGAGAGAGAGAAAGAGGCACCACUUGAACACUUUCCACGACUGGAGAAAUUCACUGAGGAAUGAGUCUGUGGAUUACGUGAGAAGAGAGAAGUAAUGAGCUGUGGCUGAAUGGAGAGGCAUGUUUUGUUUGUGUUUUUGUUUUGUUUUUUUAGAGCUAGAGGGUCUCUGGUUGCCUGUGUACUUCCAAGCAGCGCUGAAGCUCGCUGAGCUAACAGGCUAACCGGGAAUGUUUUCAGAAACUAGCUAGUUAGUUAGCCGGCUAGCUAGCAUAGUGGGCUGGAGCAGUGUGCCGUGUGGAUUUAACAGUCGUAGCGAGACUCGUAUCUCUCUGUACGGUUUGUGAGACACUGUGGUAGCGGCUGCAAGUAUGGGGGGUGUUUAAUGUUUAGAGCUCCAGUGCCCGCUUGGUUCUUAAUUUCCAGCUACAACGAUAGUUGUAGCUGUUCAGGCAACAAGUCGGAAACACACACACCACGGCUUUAACGUUAAGUUUGUACUUUGUGCAAAGGUGUGGUUAUUAUCAACAUCCCGCAUGAAAACGAUGGCACACGGCUUAGUGAAGGUGGUUUUAUACAGUAACAGAGGGAACUAGGGUGCGACUUGAGAUGCCCACAUUUGAGAGCAUCGGGUCACUCUCCUCUAUAGGAAAACCUGCCGCCAGUUAAUCGAUACCGCUGUUGACGAGGAGACGAGGUGGAUGAACUUUAUAAAUCGCCCACAUGCGUUGGAUCAGUUCCCGGACUUGUGAAAGGCAUCUGAAGCAGAAGGAGGGAGACGGGAACGCACAGCCCUUGCAGCCCGGGGGAAGAUGGCGGAACGCUCCCGCUGGCGGUGGUGAAACCAAAACUUUGGGACUUCUUGGAUUCAUCGCCACAUAUCUCAUCCCAAACUGUAGGACACAUGCAGGCCAAAAAACGCUACUUAACCCUGUUCUCCGCCGGCGCGUGUCUCAUACUGCUGUUUUGUUUAGGGCGGCUACAAUUCUCCCUAUCCAGACGGGGUCCCGGCCGGCCUGAUGACCGCAGACUCCCCGGUUAUCACCCCGGGGCGCGGUGGCGUCGCGUGUCGGGGUACCUGCAGCCUUUCAGCUCCUGGGAGCAGGACCAGAGCGAUGAUCUCACUGAAUACAUAUCUCCCAGGCAGAAGAGGGACACCAACUCAGGUCUUUACAUGGGAAAACGCUGCAGAAUGGAGUCCUGCUUUGACUUCUCACUGUGUGAGAGGAAUGGACUUAAAGUUUACGUAUACCCCCAGCAGAAAGGGGAAAAACUUUCAGAGAGUUAUCAGAACAUUUUGUCCUCUAUUGAAGGGUCCAGGUUCUACACAUCUGACCCUGGACAGGCAUGCCUGUUCGUCCUGAGUUUGGACACUCUGGACCGGGACCAGCUCUCACCCCAGUAUGUACACAACCUGAAAGCAAAAAUCCAGAGCCUCCCUCUGUGGAACGGAGGCAAAAACCACAUCAUCUUUAACUUAUAUUCUGGCACAUGGCCUGACUACACAGAAGAUCUUGGCUUUGACAUUGGGCUUGCCAUGUUGGCCAAAGCCAGCAUUAGUACAGAGAACUUUAGGCCUAACUUUGAUGUUUCAAUCCCUCUCUUCUCCAAAGAGCACCCAAGGACAGGUGGUGAGAGGGGCUAUCUGAAACACAACACAAUCCGCCCUUAUAGAAAGUACAUGCUUGUUUUUAAGGGGAAACGGUACCUAACUGGAAUAGGUUCGGACACUAGGAAUGCUUUAUAUCAUAUUCAUAACUCAGAAGAUGUAGUCCUCCUCACCACUUGUAAGCAUGGAAAGGACUGGCAGAAGCACAAGGAUGCACGCUGUGACAAAGACAAUGCAGAAUAUGACAAGUAUGACUACAGAGAGAUGCUGUACAACUCCACAUUCUGCCUGGUACCUCGAGGACGACGGCUGGGUUCCUUUCGCUUUUUGGAGGCUUUGCAAGCAGCUUGCGUGCCAGUGAUGCUAAGUAAUGGCUGGGAGCUUCCCUUCUCAGAGAUCAUUGACUGGAAUAGGGCAGCUGUUAUUGGGGAUGAAAGGCUGCUAUUACAGGUCCCCUCAACAGUGCGUUCCAUCCACCAGGAUAAGAUCCUCUCCCUGAGACAGCAGACACAGUUCCUGUGGGAGGCUUAUUUCAACUCUGUGGAGAAGAUAGUACUGACCACACUGGAGAUAAUCGAGGAUCGGGUGCUGCUGCACACUUCAAGAAGUAACCUCAUGUGGAACAGUCUUCCUGGAGGUCUUUUUACCCUGCCUCAGUACUCUACCUUUCUGGGAGACUUCCCCUUCUACUAUGCUAAGCUGGGUAUCAAGCCAUCCCCCAAGUUUACAGCAAUCAUUCAUGUAGUCACUCCACUGGUCUCGCAAUCCCAGCCAGUCAUGAAGUUACUCAUUGCUGUGGCCAAAUCCCAGUACUGUGCCCAGGUGAUAGUUCUGUGGAACUGUGAAAAGCCUCUCCCUGCCAAGCACCGCUGGCCUGCCACAUCAGUUCCUGUUACUGUAAUAGAAGGAGAAAGCAAGGUGAUAAGCAGCCGCUUUCUGCCCUACAACACCAUCCCCACUGAUGCUGUACUCAGUCUGGAUGAGGACACAGUGCUUUCCACCACAGAGGUUGACUUUGCCUUCACAGUGUGGCAAAGUUUCCCAGACCGCAUUGUUGGUUACCCAGCCCGCAGCCACUUCUGGGACAGCAACAAAGAGCGAUGGGGUUACACAUCCAAAUGGACCAAUGACUACUCCAUGGUGCUGACCGGGGCCGCUAUCUAUCACAAAUACUACCACUACUUGUACACCACCUACCUUCCAGCCAGUCUGAAGACCAUGGUUGAUCAGAUGUCCAACUGUGAGGACAUUCUCAUGAAUUUUCUGGUGUCAUCUGUGACUAAGCUGCCACCUAUCAAGGUCACCCAAAAGAAACAAUACAAGGAAACCAUGAUGGGACAGAGCUCCCGAGCUUCUCGCUGGGCUGACCCGGACCAUUUUGCCCAGCGUCAGACCUGCAUGAACAAGUUUGCCAACUGGUUUGGCACCAUGCCCCUGAUCCAUUCUCAGAUGAGGCUGGACCCAGUCCUGUUCAAAGACCAGGUGUCCAUAUUACGGAAGAAGUACAGGGACAUAGAGAGGCUAUAACCCUCCUGAGCCCCCUCGUUCUCUGGACACAACAUAUUAAGAGUGAGGGGGCGACCAUGUAAAGAAGCACACAGCCUUUUCAGAGUUGGAUCGAUGGAUCUGGAGAGAAGCAGAUGGGGUUUGGUACAGGGAAAAAGGGGGGAAAAAAGUAGAACAGAUGUGGAUGUGUCCUUUUUUGUUCUUGGUACUUCCUCCAUGUCUCCUUUCUGACCCUGCUCUUAUGUGUAUUUGAGAGAGCUGAGCACAAAGGUACCACUAUUUACACUAUGACUACCACAUACUCCAGCUCACCCAAGGACCUAAAACUGCUCGACCUUGAAGCAAAGUGGUCAUGGAGUCUGAAUUCAUAGCUUGCUGCUUCGGUGUCCCAUCAGUGGCAAACCACUUCCAACCCCGCUGAAAGUGACAGUUCUGGUCUGCUCUGUACACUAUGCACAGGUUUCUGAAAGUUUUUGCUGAUAGAAUAUUAUUGAUAAUUAUGAAGAGGAUAACACUAUUUUGGAUUCUGUUUAGCUAUUUUUUAUACAGUGGAUGAAUGGCCAGCACUACUCUUUCUGUAUUGUCUUAAAUCCAAUAGUGUGGAGUGGAUUAAGAGAGGAAUGACAAAGCCUCGACCACAGAAUUGAGUUCUGAUCGUUGAUCUGACAUUCACAGUGCCUCACAUUUUAUCUAACGCCGUUGGGAUCUGGGAAUCUAGGAAAAGACAUGGUGCGGAAUGAGCACCUUGAGCUUGCUGCUUGGUUUAGUUUUGUUUUGUUUUCCCAUUGUUUGUUGUUUUCUAUAUAAUUGAAAUUAUGGAACUCCCCAAAUCCUUCUGGUCAGCAUUCAUAUGUUUGAUUUUAGCUAUUAUGAAAAUAUGUUUUAAUUCAUUUGAGCAAAAAAUUUGAUUGUUGUCAUGUGCCAUUUUCACGGUAUAAUUAUAAUAGUGUGGAAGCCACCUUUACACAGCUAGAUUUGCAACGUGGGAGUAGAAAUCUGAUUAAAUUCAGGCCCAUACUUCCCUUUGACCAUUUUAGUGAGAAGUCUUCUUAAAUAAUGAGCUAGAAUACUUGUACAUGUACUUGAAUAUGUUUUGGCCAGAAGAACAAUAGAGGAUCGUAUGCUUUGCCUUGGUUAGAACAGGCUGAGCAAGCUGUUUGAGCCAACAAAUUGUCUUUUUGAAACACAAACCACUGUGAAAGGUAAGGAAGAAAUCUGUAGAUGCUGUUAUUCUAUGUCUGCCAUAGAUCCAAUUUCAUUUUUUUUGUUCAGAGAGAUGUUUGGCAGUAGCUCAGGCUGAUGGUACUUGACAUCGGCUAACGAUGCUUUCUUCUACAGCCCCCACCCCCCCGUAUUUUUUCCCCAAAAAGUUGGCAUGCUGCAUCAAAUGUGACUAAAACCAGCACACAGUGAUGUACAAAUUAUUUAAAUAAUUUAUCUAAUUAAAAAAAAAAAUGUUUCAAAUCCACCACAAAAAACUUCCACAUUUUCCACAAUCUUGCAACUUUUUUCAUGUUUCUAGACUUUCAGAACCCUUCAUGCUAAACAGGCUACUGUAUUUUCCCCACUUAGAAUGAGUAAAUAUGACAAGACUAAUAAACAUUCUCACCAAACAUUUGUCAUAUUCCGAAAAGGCCCCUGGCUAGAAAUGUUCCACUUUUCCUAAGGUCCUAGAGAUGCUCUAGUAAGGGAUUAUUCUCUCAAAAUUAUACACACAGUCAGAAACCCUUUAGUCUGAUAAUUGCACAUUUAAACAGACUGGCAUUAUGAUACUGUGUGUAUCCCACAUUUAGCAAGUGUAAUCAAAAAGACACUGGAAAGUAUUUUCCAUAAUUCAGUAUGUCAGUCUCAUAAAUUACAUUUCUGUCAGCUUCUGCUACAUAUAUUAGUUUUCUAAAUCUGAGAGACAUAUCUAAUUUUAUGCAGUAAUGUACAAUGACUGCCAAGUGUCGGUGGAUGAUGAAACUGGGAUUUUCUGCUGCUUGAUUAAACAAUUUCUGAUUGUUGGGAUUCCAUUAGCGCCAUUUGUUUUGGGUUUUGUUUGCUUCAUUUGUCAUAUCAUCUUAUCUAAAAUUUUGUAAUUUGGUGAUUUUUUUUUUUUUUUUUUAAAUCCCUACAUCACCAAGGAAGAAUCGAAUUCAAUUCUUUAGAACUCUAACCACUUAACCCCGGUACAUCCUUUAGUCAUUUCUGUUUAUUAGAAGAUCAAACCUGUGACUGUUUUGAUAAGCUCCUCAGCCCUUCACAGACCCCAGUUUGUAUGUGCCAAUACAAGCACUUGUGUUUUUCCUUUUCUGAUAUGAGAAAUUCCACGCGCCUUCUCAUAUUUAUUUAGUUCAGUAAGCGUUUUCUGUCUAUAUGGAAGGGGAGAGUUUAUGCGGGAGAACUCCAAAGAUCGAAGGUGCUGCAUGGUAUUUUUCACUUCUGAGAAUGUGCUAUCAGCUUGACAGCAAAUAUAUAAAGAAAAAAAAAACAGUGUAACUAAACACAGUGCUAUCAGGACAACUGAAUAUGGCUGCAAACAGAAUUGCAUUUCAGAAAUGAACUCGGUGCAAUAUAUAAGGUGACAUUUUCUCGAUCUUUUUUCUCUGCCCUCGUGUUAAUAUCUCAGAGGGCGAGAGGUUACAUAUUGAUGUGCCUUCAGAAGAAAUACUGUCAUGAGUUUUUAAGUUAUCCUCAUCUGCCUUUUGUUUCAUAGUGGGUUUUUAUUUUUCUCUAUCAACAUCCAGUAACUGAUAGUGGCAGCCUAUGUGAUAUUGCUCAGCACUGGAAUGCUACCACCACACGUCUGAUACAAACAUUCCUGCCUUUUCUGUAAUAGGAUCAUUUUUCAGUGUCUUCUUAGACUCAUCCUGACACGCAUACUGCCUUGUAUUACUGUACUUGCGAGUUCCCAAAAGCCUCCUCUUUCUGGUUGUCACAAUGAUAGUAGUACGUGUAAUACACAUACUGUAAAGUUUUCACACGCAGUAUUUAUCUGACAGGAUUGUGUCCUGAAUGAAUCUCUGCCUGCUUCCUUCAUUCUCUUCUGUAACUGCAGACCUAAUUUUAUAGAGAUUAAACUGGAAAGUUAGAGGCAAAAUCUGAAUUUUGUAAAAUGAAUUUUAUAAAAA
Archocentrus centrarchus (flier cichlid) is the source of this 6306-nucleotide messenger RNA. RefSeq names its product exostosin-1a-like. Bases 983 to 3214 code for a protein of 743 amino acids. Gene Ontology annotation, cellular component: membrane. NCBI's taxonomy places the organism in Eukaryota, Metazoa, Chordata, Actinopteri, Cichliformes, Cichlidae. The transcript is spliced from 11 exons. The record is from RefSeq and is a predicted model, not a curated record. Gene Ontology annotation, molecular function: glycosyltransferase activity.